AUGAACGUGCCCCUUGUCUGCGACUACGGCUCUGGCUUCAGCAAGGUGGGCUUCGCGGGGACGGAGGCACCCCUGGCUGUGUUCCCGACGAUCCUUGGGAAGCUUCGGCACGACGAUCCGCUGGUGGGACUGGACGAGGAAGACUGGUUCAUGGGGGACGAGGCUCAGAGCCGGCGCGAGAAGCUCAACCUGCUGCGCCCCAUCUCGCGGGCCACCGUCCCCAACUGGGACAACAUGGAAAAGAUCUGGCACCACUCCUUCUACCAGGUGCUCCGCGCCGCCCCCGAGCAGCACCCCCUGAUGCUCACAGAACCGCCCUUGAACGCCAUGUCCAGCAAAGAGAAAAUGUUGGAGAUCCUGUUUGAGACCUUCAACGUGCCCGCCCUGUAUUUAGCCAACCAAGGGGUCCUUUCUCUCUACGCCUCCGGCCUGACCUCGGGAACGGCCAUCGAGUCUGGAGAAGGAGUGACGUACUUCGUGCCCAUCACCAAUGGCUGCCCCCUGCGCCAGUCGACCGGGAAGAUGGACGUGGCGGGCCAAGACAUAACCCUGUACCUCCUGCAGCUGCUGUCAGCGAAGGGGGCCUCGCUGGUGGGCACAGGUGGGGCGCUGCUGUUGCUGGCCCGACAAGCCAGUCCCUGGGGUAGCGUUUUUGGCGUGUUCAACCUACAGCCCUCAGUGUAA
This is a messenger RNA of Pteronotus mesoamericanus, 684 nucleotides long. Its product is annotated as actin. The transcript has 5 exons. NCBI's taxonomy places the organism in Eukaryota, Metazoa, Chordata, Mammalia, Chiroptera, Mormoopidae. Bases 1 to 684 code for a protein of 227 amino acids. The record is from RefSeq and is a predicted model, not a curated record.